Fusarium pseudograminearum CS3096 is the source of this 1560-nucleotide messenger RNA. RefSeq lists its product as uncharacterized. The record is from RefSeq and is a predicted model, not a curated record. The transcript has 2 exons. Lineage: Eukaryota; Fungi; Ascomycota; Sordariomycetes; Hypocreales; Nectriaceae. Gene Ontology annotation, cellular component: membrane. Gene Ontology annotation, biological process: polysaccharide biosynthetic process. The coding region runs from base 1 to 1560 and encodes 519 amino acids. Gene Ontology annotation, molecular function: acyltransferase activity, transferring groups other than amino-acyl groups.
AUGAGUCGUCGUUCUCCCAGCAUAUACUCCUUCUCCGACGAAGAGAAGAUGGGCUUGCUCGACAACAGAUCCGUCUCGGACGCUGACAGCGACAGCGGUAGAGAUGAACAGGAUCAUCGACCUCACUACGACAAAUGGGCCGGUCCCAUUCUCGCUCCUCUCGACUACAUUCGUUCAACUCCUUGGAGGGUUUGUCUCAUUCGCUUCGCCUGGUUCUUCGUUCCCAGCUAUCUUCAGGGACGACAUGCCCGGGAUCAGAUUCGACCAGCCAAGCUCUCUCCUACUGCCUACCUCGACGGCAUGCGAGGCGUAGCCGCCUUGGUUGUCUUGUUCUGUCAUUACUUUUACCAGGCCUUCGUCAUUGCUAAAGGCUGGGGCUGCGAUGAUGCUCACUACAACAUCCUGAAGCUACCAAUCCUCCGACUCUGGUAUCAGGGGCCUCCGGCUGUCUGUCUCUUCUUUGUCAUCUCCGGAUACGCCCUCUCCUAUCGACCUCUCAAGCUUAUCCGGAGCCACAACAUCCAGGAUUUUUCGACCACCAUGAGUUCUCUCGUCUUUCGUCGGGGUGUUCGUCUCUAUCUGCCAACUGCCAUCUCAACCCUGAUGAUAGUUUGCUUCAUUCGCACUGGCCUUUACGAGAAGACUCGAGAUUUUGCCAUGGACACCACUUAUAUGAGAAACGUCAGAGAACCUCACCCAUCGCGGCUUGCAACAAACUAUGCCCAAUUCGCCGACUGGGCCAAGGACAUGUUCAAGUUUGUUCAUGUUUUCAGCUGGAAGACUCACGGUGGAAGUACCAACUAUGACCAGCACUUGUGGACCAUCCCCGUCGAGUUCCGAUGCUCUUUGUACCUGUUCCUCACUCUGCUGGGCACUGCUCGCCUUCGCACCCAGUACCGAUUGAUCACUGUCUUCAGUAUCAUGAUGUUCACCUACCGAAACUCGCGUUGGGAACUCCUCAUGUUCCUCUGUGGCAUGGUGCUCGCCGAGAUUGAUCUCAUCCGCGGCGCUCACGUCUCACCUCCUGCUCUGCCAAUGGAAGAAAAGACCUCGCCCGCUCGUCCUCAAUGGUACCAGCGGAUCUUCUGGGCACUUGUCAGCAUCGUAGGUCUUUACCUUAUGAGUCAACCCGACCAAGGCGGCGAGAGAACACCUGGAUGGAUUUACCUCACGUCGUUGAUUCCUAAGUGGUGGGACGCCGAGAAGUACCGCUACUGGCAAUGCGCUGGUGCCGUUGUGUUUAUUCUCGCAGUGAGUCGUUCAGCCAGCUGGCAACGCGUGUUCAACUCGGCUUGCGUCCAAUACCUUGGGAAAAUCUCCUACGCCCUCUACCUGAUGCAUGGACCCAUCAUCCAUGCAUUCGGAUACCAUUUCGAGAAAUGGGCCUAUGGAGUAACUGGCAUCGAAGGACACCGUUUCACCGCAGGGUUUAUCUUGAGCUCAUUCUUGGUGAUCCCGACUGUCUUCUGGUGGGCUGAUAUCUUUUGGCGAGCAGUCGACAUUCCCACGGUCAAGUUCGCCAAGUGGUGGGAGAACAAGCUUAUUAGCAAGGCGGAUUAG